GUCCAAUGGUCCAAUGCAAAACAAAUUCCUUUGAAGAAUCUCAGUGAUGACUAGAUUCAAUUUAUAAAUUAGAUUCAUGUUUUUUUUAAUUUUCCAAAAUAAUUUACUAUUUUUGGAGUAUCGAAUUUCUCACUAACAUUCUGAAAAUUUGACUUGCGAAACGUCGCCUGAUGAUUGGUUAAAAAGGCAUGGACUGCUUUCUUCUUGAAAAUGACUUUCCAAAGCCUCCCCACAUUACAUGCAAUGGAGUCUGAUACGGCUGUUAAACUUUCUGGAGUUCAAGCUAUUUUGGAUCAACUAGGUUUUGGAUGGUAUCAAGUUCGUGUCAUUAUAAUCAUCGGUAUGGCUCAAGCGACUGAUACCAUGGAAACUUUAAUUCAAGCAAUUCUUGGGCCUACACUACGAUGUGAAUGGAACAUGAGUUCGGAUUAUGUUGCUCUUCUUACCACUCUAGUAUUUUUGGGUAUAUGUAUAGGUUCUCCACCGAUAGGAUAUUUAUCAGAUAGACUCGGACGUAAAGAUUUGAAUGUUGUUUGUUGUCUUGCACUUAUUCACAUGACAUGGUUAUGUGCUAUUUCACCAACAUAUACGUGGUUAGCAACUUUGCGCUUUAUAUCAGGUCUAUACAUUGGGGGCUUACUAACAGCUGGUUGUUCAAUGAUAUCAGAAGUGCUACCAGAAAAUUACCAAGCUACUGGUCAAUUACUUGUUUGUUUUUUUGAUUCUUUUAUUGCUCUCUAUGUAACUGGUAUCGGACUUGGAUGUUCUGUAGCAAAACUUAGUUGGAGAUUUUUUAUAUUAUUUACAACAGCACCCCUGUUGUUAUGUGCAUUAGGCUUAGCCUAUUUCAUACAAGAAUCACCCAUACUAUUGGCUCAGUGGGGAAAUUAUGAAGAGGCAGCAAAUGUUCUGGAUGAGAUUGCAAAAUGCAACGGUCGAAUUCCAUCGAAAAGCAUUACAGAUAAUGAAAAUAAUGACCACAGUAAUGAUAACCAUUCAUCGAACAAAUCAUGUACUUUUCUAAAUAACAUGCUGACGAUUGAAGAAAAUCAAAAUUGUGCUAAUACAACACCAACAUUUAAAAAUACCAUGAAACUUAUUUAUAAUCAAUAUGCUCUAGCAACGCCUUUACUAAUUGCAAUUAAUUUUAUCUGGGGAAUGAUUAUUUAUGGUGGGACUACACUGCUUCCGGUUGAACUGCCAUCAACUCCAAGAACAUGCUUACAAGUAAGACCAUAUGUAUAUGUAUGUAUAUACCAUGUUAUCACCGCUUAA
Molecule: messenger RNA, 1275 nt
Organism: Trichobilharzia szidati
Lineage: Eukaryota; Metazoa; Platyhelminthes; Trematoda; Strigeidida; Schistosomatidae
Source: the annotation of a GenBank genome assembly